GUCGACGUGCCGUCAGUUAGGAUGCUAACAAACCGGAGUAUCUGAAGACAACUCUCAGUAGCUCAGACCAUAGGGACUUGGCUUUGGAACUGGAGGGUUGCGGGUUCAAAUCCCUGCAUGGACCAAGUACUGAGUAUGAACUGGUUGCUGGAGAAAUGCCAGUUUUCCGCUUAGCUCUUGAGCCCUUGAGCAAGGCACCAAACCCCCAACUGCUCGGGGCACCUGUCAGGGGCAGCCUCGCUCUGACGUCUCUCCAUUAAUGCAUGUCAUUGACGGUUAAAGAGUCAGAUAUGGUCAGGUAGAGAGAGAGUAGCAGGAAUUCUGACAGGGAGGAGAUGGAGCAGUCAAGCAGCAGGUUGUACUCGGGACCUCUGUCCCUGGAAGCUCAGAAGAUCCUGGCUGUUCUGCGGGCCAAGAGUCAACAUGCAGCCAGACACAACAACAACUACUCCCACAAUCACAGGCAAAUAGUGGAGAGGAAUAAUGGCAGCCAGAGGGAGCCGUGGACUCAGAGCAGCUGGAGCAUGAGUCAGGAGGAGAGCAAAGAGAGAGACACAGACCGGCCCCAGGUGUCCUCCUUUUCCACUUCUUACCACGACGCCCCCAACCAGUGGCAGAGCUCUCAGACCUCGACCUGCUAUCAGUACUCGCAGACACCAGACCGUUCCCUGUCAUCCCGGGCCUCCUCCUGUUCCUCCUCCUGCUGGGAUUCCUCACUCCAAAGGCAGACGUCUCAGACUGAAGCCUAUUAUCGGUGCUCACAGAUUUAUUCCCACAGAAAUUACUCCGAACCCCCCGUCUGCCAGUCCAGUACGGCUCUGUCAUUCACUCAGCAGGAGGAGACGGCAGCAUCUUUCUCCCAUAGAGACAGAUGCACCUCCCUGUCCCUCCAAAUACCAGAGAGACUUUGUGAAAAUCAAGCACCAUGGAGAAACUCCAGUGAAGAAAUCAGGCCUCCUUUCACCCACAAUCUUUCUCUAGAUGAGGAAGAUCUUGAUGAGGUUUUGUUCCCCACAACAGAGCACCCUAUAGCCCGUAAAGCGGCGCCUGCUUUGGCUUGUCCCCGAGUUUCUUCCCGUUUUAAAAUAAGUAAAGAGACAGAGAAAGAACACAGAGAUGCAGACAGCUGGCAUAUCCCCAGAAAGAAGCUUGACCACACUGUAGCUUCGGAGGGCCAAGCAAAGCGGAAGCUACCUCUAUCCAACCCCACUGAAGAUGCCAUUAGUGGAGGAGGAGAUGGAGGCAUACUAUAUCACCAGUCAGAGGAAGGGGCUCAGCAAAUAGUGGGUUCAGAAAAUAUGAUGCAGACAGGUACAGCACAAGUGUCAGACAGAGGACAUGAAAUGCAGAAUGGAGUAACGUGUAAAGAGUCAAGACAUCGGCCAAAUGAGAAAGGAUCAGCCAAAGAAUUGGAAGGACUACUUUUGGGAACCAUUGAGGCGAAUUUGAACUUGGUAUUUCCAAGUAAUAUGGACAAAAGCUUCCAUUGUUAUUCUGAGGAUGCAAAGUCUGAGCAGAAAGAAGACUUUGAGUAUAGAUUUAAUAGACCUGAAAUCAAAGAAGUUGAACAUGCACCUGGCAUUGAGGAUAAGCUGAUAUCAGUGGGGUGUCUUGGAGAACACAAGGUGAGCCACUGCCAAGCUGAAAACCCUCAGGAUAUUAGUCAGACCGUGACUGAAACAGCAGAGGAGCACCGCACAGAAAACCCACCGAUGCAGUGUGAGCCCAACAAAUUAGUCCUGGGUGACACCACUUCUGAUAACCUGGAGAGAACCACAGAGGAGGGAAUAGAUGUGAUGGAGGUCGGUUUGGAAGUGCACAGGGAGAACAGCGCAGGCAUUGAUGCAAGCCCUGAAGAUAAGAUGGAGUCAGAACAGCACCAUUGUUCUGGUGUCCAAAUAAAAGAAAGCCAGUGUGAGACAGACUAUAGAGAGGUCAAUGAGUUACCUGGAGGAGACGCUGAGCCAGGAAAGAGGGGGGAAGACAGACAUGAGGCUGUGAUGCCACCUGUGGACAACGAAAAUGGGAGUACAUCUGCAGAGGACUCAGGUAGAGAAAGUUGUUCCACGCCAACAUUGUCCCCAGAGUGCAGGGCAAAAAGGUCAGGGUUCAGAGCUCCCUGUCUCCUUGGGAAACACCAGCACCAUGGCAACGAAAAAGUGAGUUGCUGUAGAACUGCUAAUGGAAAUGUCAAAGGGAGCAGUUUAAGCGGGGUACUGGCCUCGCCAAGCACUUUUGCUGCUGGACAAAACUCCCCCUCAGUACAGGACUUGGCUUCAACUGCCACAAAACCAAGCAAGGAACUGGAAAACAGCCAUCUACUUACUUCCCAAACUCAUUCACGUCAUCCUCACCUGAUCUCCUUCCCCUUAAAGAGGAAGCAUGAGGUACUUCAGCGCCAAUAUGCGGACCCUCCUAAAAUCUACCUAACCACGCGUCCUCCUAAAUGGGAGCCACCUCAUUCCUGUCAAGUAAAGGCAGGGGAAGGAGGAGUCAGUGAGCUGAAGAGAGCCAAGCCCGAGACCUCUAUCCCUGAACCCCCAGAACCACAGACUAAAGCAAGCUCUUCACAUAAAACAGGAAAGGUGUCAAGGGUACAUAAACACCUAUAUGCCCCGAAGCAAACUCGGCAGAAGAAGGUGGAAGAAAAGUGCCGUGAAUCAGUUAGGAAUGCUCCCAAACAGAGCCCAUCUUCUGUGACCUGCAAACCACUCAAAAGUGGGCCUGAACAGGGAAUAAAUGGGCCAAAGAUAUCCCACGAGGAGGCUAAUGGUAAUGAGCCCCGGAGUCAAUCCAAAGCUGGCUGUCUGACUGCAACCCUGACUUCUGACCCCAGAGUAAAGGAUGCUGGGAAGAUGAACCCAGGCGAGAGGAUGCAAACGCUUGAGAAGACAAAGGAGACCGAGGCGCUGGUGCUAACCUUGGUGUACCGAGAUGGAACAACUCAGUUAGACCCAGAACAGAAGUUUGCUCCGGCAGUGUGUGGCCUCCUUGUACUGAUGAAGAACAGCCUCGACCACAGCACACCAGAGGACUCGCUCGGGCCAAACGACAGUCUGGUCUACUUAAAACUGGAGCACACACCUGCAUGGGCCCAGCAACACACACACCAGAGCCAGGAGCUCUUUACUAGAGAUAUGCUGCUACAGGUGCUAUCAAGAUCUCAACUGGUGGUGUGCUAUAAAGCCAAGGAUUUGCUUCGUACAGCUCUGCAGUUUUACAGACGAAACCUCAGCUGGAAACAAGUGGCAGGCUGUCAUAUCCAGGACCCACAGGUGUCAGGGUGGCUACUGGAUCCUGCAAAUCCCUCCUCCUGCUACCAGGACCUUCUCAAUAAACACCGCAAAAGACCCCAUACAGUACCUGCCCUGAGAACCAAGAAGGUUUCUCAAGUCAUCUCAGGUCUCUAUUCGCUCUACUGGCUUAACAUGGAGCUAUGCUUUAAACUACAGAGCCAGGGGCUGUGGGAGCUGUACUCAGACAUGGAGCUGAACAUGAUCUCUGUUCUGGCAGCUAUGGAGAGCCAUCGCAUCUAUGUGGACAAAGAAGCUCUCAAGAGAACUUCUGACCUGCUGGGGGCUAAGAUGAAGCAGUUGGAGCAGGAGGCCCACCGAGCAGCAGGACAAAUAUUCCUGGUCACCAGCAGCGCUCAACUACGAACAGUCCUAUUUGAGAAGCUGUGUCUCCACGAGCGCUGCGAGAACAAGAAACUUCCCAAGACCAUCAACAAACAACAGCAGUCAACAUCAGAAGCUGCAUUGUUGCAGCUUCAGGACCUGCACCCUCUGCCGAAGAUCAUUCUAGAGUACAGACAGGUUCACAAAAUCAAGUCCACUUUUGUUGAUGGGAUUCUCUCGUGCAUGAUGAGCAAGAACUACGUUUCCUCUACGUGGCACCAGACAAGUGCGGUGACGGGGAGAAUCUCAGCCAAGCACCCAAACUUCCAGGCCCUGCCAAGACAGCCACUUCAAAUCACCAAGAAGCAAUACAUCCAAGGAAAGGAGGAGGAAGUGGUGACGGUUCAUCCUCGAGCAAUGUUCAUUCCUCAGGAAGGAUGGACUUUUCUCUCUGCAGACUUCUGCCAGGUGGAGCUACGUCUGCUGGCUCACCUCUCCUCCGACCCUGAGCUGCUCCGCAUUUUCCACAACCCUCAGGCGGACGUCUUUACCAUGUUGGCCUCUCAGUGGAAGGGGGUAAGUGAGGGUGAGGUGACUUCUGAGGAUCGGGAACACGCCAAACGCAUCGUCUACUCUGUUGUGUACGGGGCAGGUCGUGAGCGUCUGUCGGGGAUCCUCGGGGUGAGCGCUGAGCAAGCCAGCCGAUUCCAGGACAGCUUCCUGCAGACCUACAGAGAAGUCCAGGCCUUCGUCCAGAGAACCAUUCAGCAGUGCCACAAGCAAGGUUAUGUGCUCUCCAUCAUGGGUCGUCGACGGACCCUCCCCAACAUCAACUCCCCCGACUGGGGCAUCCGCAUGCAGGCUGAGAGGCAGGCAGUCAACUUUGUGGUCCAAGGUUCUGCUGCUGAUCUCUGUAAAAUGGCCAUGAUCAGAAUCUUCAACCUGGUCUCCUCCUCCAGCUCGCUCUCUGCCAGGCUGGUAGCGCAGCUCCACGAUGAGCUCCUGUACGAAGUGGAGGACUCCCAGGUGGAGCAGUUUGCAGGUCUGGUGAGGAGCACCAUGGAGUCCCUUCAGCACAUAGACCAGCUAGGAGUCUAUCUUAAGGUCCCCCUGAAGGUGGCGGUCUCCAGUGGCAAGUCUUGGGGAUCCAUGUCUGAGCUUAAUAUCCCUCCAAUGUCUCCUUCUCUUUGAGUCCCCCUCCACCCCCCUCUUCUACCACCACGCCUGUAUUUAAUAUACUUUUCUUGCUCUGCUCCCUCCCCCUUGGUGUGUUCUCAUAUUUCUGCCUCCUCUCAGUUUCUCGUUCCCUCUCAUAGCCUCUCUGUUUUCUAGCUCUCCCGCUCUCUCUUCACUUGUCCUGCAUCCACAUUGCUAUGGAAACCAGGCAGCUGCAGCUCCUUUCCAGCUUCUUGCUUUCACUCCAUCCGUAUCCGGGGGCAACGGCAGGAGCCAGAGACAGGAUCGCUCUCUCUUCCAUCCUGCAAAAAAAAAAAAAAAAAAAAUUCCUUGUCCUCCUCCUCUCCUCCUCCGUUUUCACACUCUCUUGUUAAGACUGUUUUCUCUGCCUUGUUGCCAAGGUGAGGAGCGCUUGAUAUUUAUUGGUUCAUAAAAGUGGUUGUUAGUAUGAGUUUUAAAAAAAGGUGUUGAGCUAAUGUAUACCUGCAAUAUGGUGUACUGUUUAUUCUACAGAAAACGUCCUUGUAUCUAUUGUUUUUAUGCUUUGUUUGUGCUGAAUAAAUCAUCUGUAGGAGGUUCCCACUUGAUAAACCCAA
Molecule: messenger RNA, 5389 nt
Organism: Sebastes umbrosus (honeycomb rockfish)
Lineage: Eukaryota; Metazoa; Chordata; Actinopteri; Perciformes; Sebastidae
Gene: poln
Product: polymerase (DNA directed) nu
Exons: 29
Coding region: 336-4808 (1490 amino acids)
Biological process (GO): DNA-templated DNA replication; double-strand break repair
Molecular function (GO): DNA binding; DNA-directed DNA polymerase activity
Source: RefSeq, a predicted model, not a curated record